CAUAAUUCUACAACAAUUUUUCAAUUUGAGCUUCAGCUGAGCGAAAACAGAUCCCCAUUGGAGUAAUCGUCAAUUUUCCGCCGUACCAUCUUCUUUUUAUCCCCCCUCACCGCAGUCUGCACCAUGGAAAUCAUGUCAAGGGAGCCAUUCGGCGACUCCCAGCUCGGAAGAAUAAUGCUAAAGUUCCGCCCGAUAGCUCCGAAGCCGCCCGCCGUCGGCGCUCUUUUCGCCGCCGUUUCAGACCGAGCCGGAACCGCUCCGAUGAUGAAGAGACGGAGAGGCGGGAGGAAGCCGAAGAAAAUAACAACAGCGGUAAAGAAGGAAACGGGUGCUGUUGUGACGGUGGAGAGAGUCACAGAAGUCGGCAGAGGGGAAGCCGCCGCCGCCUCCGGCAAGGAAAUCAAACGGCGGCUUGAAGCCGACGCGUCUCCCUGCUUCGUCUCCGACUCUGCAGACCGCGUUACGUGGAUCAACGCGGGGUUCAGGAGGAUGGUUUUAUGCGAGGAGUCGUCGCCGUUGAUGAGGGUGGAGCUGGUGACGCGUGGGACGGUGCCGGGAGGGGAGUGUGGGGGGUUCACGUGCGUGGCACGUGUGCGGCGGGGGAAGUUGGUGAUGGUGGUGCCGUGCGAUGUGUGGCGGGUGGUGGAGGAGAAAUUAGGGAAGUGGGCGUGGCGGCUCGACGUGGCCACGGCGCUCGGGCUUGGGCUCAGCUGCGCCUACUGAAAUGUAAAGGAAGCUGUUGAGGCUAUAUUUGUAAUUAUCUUUUUGCAGAAAGGAAGACGGUGGGUGAAGCCGUGAAGGAGAUGAAUCCAGCGGCGCCGGCGAUGUGAGCUACCGACGAUGCGUUGGAGAGGAGGAAUUAUUAUGUGCGGAGCGAGGAACACAUCGCUUUGGCUUUUGCCAGCAUAAUUUGUAUAAUUAGCGAUUGAAUUAUUGUUAAAAGUUUUUGGAUUAGUCUAAUCUAAGUUUUGUUUAUUGCA
Messenger RNA from Dendrobium catenatum, 980 nucleotides. RefSeq lists its product as uncharacterized. The record is from RefSeq and is a predicted model, not a curated record. The transcript has a single exon. Bases 124 to 723 code for a protein of 199 amino acids. NCBI's taxonomy places the organism in Eukaryota, Viridiplantae, Streptophyta, Magnoliopsida, Asparagales, Orchidaceae.